CAGGCACUCUUUAUCCCACCUUGUAUUAGUAUUCCCGCCUGCUCAUUCUUCACUUAUGCUCUCUCUGACAGACAAACAUACGAAAUCUAAUAUGCUCAUAAAUGGAAGAUGUAACAAAUACUGCUUUAACCAUCUCCCACAUCAUUCAGCGUGGCCGGCCCCUCACGGCCGCCUCAUCUCUCGUCGCCGCCCGUCCUGUCUUCAUCUCAAAGCCCCAAAAGAAUCCUGGCCGUGACAAUCGGAAGAAACCCUCUUUUGCUACCCUGCAAGAUGCUAACCCUAAGACGCUCGAACCUUUGAAUCAGCCGACCACCCUAAUCGGAGCUCUUACACUGCCCUCUUUCUUUGAGCUUACCUCACCGAUUAAGUGCAGUUGCUUUCAGUUUUCUGAUUAUUCCGCUACCAUUUGCUGUGACGUCUUGGACUUCGACCCAAUAAUGAUUGGCAGAGAGAUUAAGGUCCUCGCUUGGAAUUUUAUUCCUCUGAAAUGUGAUAAUAAGGGUGUCAAGAGUGGGUUUCUGGAGAUUAUUACCUGGGAUUUUCUCCAAGCAUGGAGUGGGGAAGUUUGUUGUUAUCCGAAUUUGGGUCCAUUUUGCUUGGAUUUUGGAGCUUGUGACGUUAAGGAUAAAAGCAAAACUAGCUCUUUGAUUUUUGGUGCUAUUGAGUCCAUAAGCCCUGUAUUUGUUGUUCCUUGCACAAGUGGUGAGAGUAGUUCGAAAAAUGUUAGUGGGUUUCUUGUUAGUCUUCUUACUUGUCAAUGCAAAUUUUGUGUUUCGAAAGUUCUGGUUCGGCAACUGAAAGAUCUGAGUGAGAUUAACGUGAAAGACCAUCAUUUUAGUAAGACAGCAAUUGUGUACUUUUGUGGCUCGACAUCAUCAUGGCAUCCCAUGAUGUCACGGUUUAUUGGCAACAUAGUUAUGUUAAGGGGUUUAAAGAAAAGACUGGUUUAUAUAAGGAAAGAAGAGUCCCAACUGAUGCACGUGACAACAGAUGACACAUCAUUACACAUUGCUACGUUCAAGGAUCAAGGUCGUAUUCACAAUGCAGAAAUAAGGAAAAAUGCUGAAUUUGGUAGCUAUACUGGGGUCAUUACUGGUAUUUACAUGAAGGGAGUUGUUGUUGAGUUCGAUCGAGAUGUUAUAUUAUUAUUAACAGAACAGCAUAUCAAUGUGCCACACAGUGUCAGACUUGGUGCAAUCGUGACUCUGAAAAAUGUUCAUUUUGUUGAUCCAAAAUUUCCAUGGGGAAAAAUGAUGAUACUUGGUGCUUGCUUUAGGACUAGCAUCCGUGUGGAGUCAUUUUCCCCAUUAGAAACAGGGUGUCGUUUGAAAUCACACUCCCAAAGUCCUCUUCAAAAGUUCAUUGAUUCAUUGUCUUUUGCAGCGAGAUUAUGGGCAUUGCUAGUCGCCUCAUGUUUUAGAAAGAAGUUUGCUGGAAUUUUCUCAGAGAAGGAGAUCUUGGGAUCGAAACAUAAGGCAGGAAUGGCUCAGAAGUAUGCUACAUCCCUUUUGCCAUCAUCAGCUUACCGAUCUCAGCAAGGAAUAAUGCUCGAAUUCUGCAAGCAUGAUCUGUCUUGUGGUGCCAAAGAAGAACUUCAUGGUCCACUGAGAUUGGUGCUACCUAUUGGUAAUUUAAUUAGUUAUUGUGAGGGUUUUUGGAAUAAAAUCCUUGACCAGGAGAAUUUAUCGACUGUUGGUUGCGGAGCUCCAAAAAAGUUGCUAUCUUGUGGUGGAAGAACUCAUGUGCAAUCACUUAGAAGAAUCUUGUGCACUGAUGAAAUUGGUGUUAGUGUUCUGGGAAAGCUAAAGAUUUCUUUAUCUUCCAGAAGAUUGCAGCUAGUUGAUGCAACUGGUGAAGUUGACAUCAUGCAUGAUCUUUCAGAAUCUUGGGAUUUUGAUAGGAUAUUUGAGGCAAAGGGCUUCAGACUAGUUAUAGAAGGCAUGCUCCCAAAACUAGUUGACUUGGAUUCAACCAUAUAUCAGCCUUUAUCUUGCCGAAGUAUUUUUAGUAAUGAACUAUCACUAAAAAGGAUGAAGUUGUCGAUCUAUCUAUUUAACUGUUUGAUUGAUGGAGACUCUAGAGGCCAUUCUGUUUUCUUUGAAUUGAACGAGAAGUCCCAGAAGCUUGAAAAUGCAAAAUUUCACUUGCUUUUGUUGACACACAAAUUUCCUAUUAUGCAAAAGUUUCAAGGAGAUCUAGCAAAGGGGUCCAACAUGUUUGCUCAGGCAAUAAUCUUGCCCUGGGAUUUGCUUCUUGAUGAGACAAGUAGAGAUACAGCCAUGAUUGUGGCUCCCUCAGAACAUAAAAAGGUUUCUGUAGAAAACAUAGCCAGACAUGAGAAUCAUCUUAUACAUAAGAGAAGAAAAUCUGAGCAAAUUUCAAUUGAGGCUUCCUAUGGUGGUCUGAAUGAUGUUCGGAAUGGAACAAGUGAUUCCUGUAGUUCUUGCAGCAACCCUUACAUAGAAAAUACUUGCGUUUCGAAUAAUCCACUAGAACUGCCUUGUGUAGUUGCCACUAAAGGUGUAAAUUGUUAUUGCACGGGUAUGCUUUUGUGUGCUAAUGAGCUUACUGAAAUUGUUUGCUUCUGCAAACUACCAAUGAGGAAGGUAUUACUGGAAUUUGACCCUGAUAGCUUUAGCAGAUACGAGGUAGCCAAAAUUGGUAGUUGUUACCUAGUUUCAGAUCAAGAGGGAGACAUGUUAUGUUCUAUAAAAGAAAAUUAUCAAGUCAGCCGUGCUAAAGUUAACAUUUGUUCUGGUACCAUUUUCAGAAGUCUCACGUUCUCAUCAAUCGAAAGUCUCCAUAGUUCUCAUCUCUCCAAUGCAUUUCCAUGUCCGCCCAAUAAUGGUGUGGACAGUAAGAUUCAUUCAGAAAUUAGCGUGUUUGUCCCUUCCAGUGCUCUAAAUUUACUGGAGAAUUUCACUAAGGCAUGGGAUAGGGGUCCUUCUGGGCCAAAUUACUCUCUCGAGGAAGUGGACAUCCCUGACCCUGUUCAGCCUGUGAUAGAUGCAUCCAUGCAGUCUUUAAGCAUUUCAUGUUAUAAUUGCACUUUGCCCGAAGGAAACCUAAUAACUUUACACGGUCUUGUAGUUGCUUUGCAUGAAUGUAAUGAUGAUGCUUUUCCUGCACAACCUAAGCCUAUCAUAGCUGGUGAAGGUUAUUUACCGAUGUUUCACCAUGGGAAUGGUGGUGGUGUAUGUGUGCAUGUUUUGGUGGACAGUCGAAUGGUCAGAAUCAUCUGUGAUGUAGGUAAACAAACUUUCCCUGUUGGCUUAGGCAGGGAUACUUAUGCAACCUUUCACCGGAUCCUCGUACUAAGUGGGCAGAACAAGUAUAUGAUGACGCCUGUAUCUUUCAUCACAAUUAACAACACAUGCUUGAUGAAUAAAAUACUCGCUGAGGAGGAAUAUGAUGCCUGUACACCUGUGGGCUUAACUGGUAUUCCUAUUCCGGAAGUAAUUCCCAUAUCACUUAUCUGUGAUGCAUUCCAAUUGUUAGAGCCUAAACCGAUGCAAUUUCGUUGCAGGGUUGUAGCUGUUUAUAUACUUGUAAUGGAGAAAGCUGGAACAAGUGCAGUUUCUCAAUCAAGUGCAACCUCUGUACAAUCUGCUUUGGGGAUACCAUUUGCUGGUUUUGUCAUAGAUGAUGGGUCAUCCUGCUGCUGCUGUUGGGCUGACUCUGAGAGGGCUGCAAUGUUACUUGGGUUAGAGCCCAAAGAGUAUUUACUUCAAGAUUCAGCAGAAACUUUUGGGCUAUCUAAAUCUGGCACGGGCCCACAAUGCAGCUCCACUAUAAACCAACUCAAUCAGAUGUUAGAGAAGCAUGGCAGAAUUGUGGUGAAAAAUUAUGGGUCCGUAUUUGACUCUUCGUGUCAAGAUCUUUCAUUUUCUGUUGGUUCGGAUGGAUUAAUUGGCAGCUCGGGUGAAGACUUUAUCAGAAGCUUGAUUGCUGAUGCUAUUUCCAGCGUGUCUUGGACUAUUGAUGCCAGCCUCAUGGAUGCAAAACUUUGUAGCUGGUUGCAAGAGAACUUAACUAAAAUGGAUAUAUCGAUUCCAACAUUGCUGAAUAUAUGGGCGACAAAUGUUGGUCAUACGGACGUGCUUGAAGAAGCUAGGAACAUCAUUCGAGGGUUCAAGCUAUGAUCGAGCUUAUUGUGAUUUCUUUACAUUGUUAGGUGAGGUUUCAUGCUUUUAUGGUUUUAUAUAAUUUAUCAUUGCACCAAUGGCACGCAAUCAUCUGCAUCAAUUACUUGUAUUUGGUGUGGUAUAUUUUUUGGGUGCGAAUCUUUGAUAGUUGUGUGAUUUAGCCAUAAUCAUCUACGUUGGAGUUUCAACUUUGUCUGGAGGUUUCAACUGAGUGAUUAGAAUUGUGGACUCAAUGCAUUUAAAUUCAAGUGUCAUUUGUCAUUGCGAAAUACAGGUUAUAAAAAUUCGUAAUGUGAAUCCCCAUUGAAGUUGUAACAAGUUGACAAUGCAAUACCAAAGUGAAAGAUUAACAUCGUUUCAGUAACUAGCAACUCAUCAUAUAUUAUAAUGAAAGACUUCAAUUCCUGAAGAGAGCAUCUUAUAUAGUCAAUUCAAACGUCGACCUAAUAAUACCAAAACCUAGAUAGACAUUUGUUACUAAUUUUUCUGAGGUGGUUUCAUUUUGAGAAGAUGGGAAACACCUGCUAUAACAUGGAGUCUGCUGCUUGGAAUGCCAGUCUUUGCAAGUGCGUUCCCGUUUUUAUCUAGCAACACAAAACAUGGGACGUACUUGAUGUCGUAAUGGAGGAGCUGCAUGCAACCAUUUAUCAUUCUCUGCAUCAGCCAUAACGAUGUUAAGCCAAUCGGAGUUCCUCUUUUCAACCUCCAUCACAAAACCCAGCAAAGAAUUACAGAGUCCACAGUUUGGAGAGUAAAACUCAAUGACCGUAGCACCUUUCCCGCUCGCUAGAGCGCCUGCAAAUGCCCUCUGCUCCGCCUCUCCUUGCUCUUGAGGGCUCAAAACAUUUCUCUUUUGGUCGGAUGCAAAAGGGCCUUUUUGGUGAACUGCAAAAUCGACCAAAUUGAGGGCCGCAACGGUUAAAUUCUUGACCGAUUUGAAAAGCCAAGGGGUAUCCAAAGAGCAGGGAUUGUUGGUGGGGGUUAAGGGACUUUUCUGAGGAUCGUUAUUACUGUUGUUAGCAUCCCAUGGCCAUUUUAAGCAGAAAAGAGGGGGUUUUGGGGCUGAAUUCAUUUGCAGUUUUCUUGAUGAGGUGUGGGCACUCAAUACUCACUGCUGG
This is a messenger RNA of Striga asiatica, 5263 nucleotides long. NCBI's taxonomy places the organism in Eukaryota, Viridiplantae, Streptophyta, Magnoliopsida, Lamiales, Orobanchaceae. The record is from the annotation of a GenBank genome assembly.